GUGCCUGCCAUCAGGUCUCCGCGAUCGCGUCGUGUCGUCGCUCAGUGUGCCUGUGUCAAUGCUCUCUCUCGUCGUGUCGUCGUCGCUCGCUCUGUCACUGCCUCGCCGUGCCGUCUUGUCGACCGCAUUCGGGACCGCAUUGGCGAUUCGGCCUGCCUCCGCCACCGGCGAUCUCAUUGUCGGCGGCUCGCCGGUCAAGGGAGACGAGAGCAUAAUGGCACCAAAAGCGCACGGUACUAGCGCGGCUCCCGUGCAGGGAAACCUCAGGUGGAACGUUGACGUCGAGAACGCCGAUCGGAUCACCAACUACAACCGCCGCUUCGCCGAGUUUGGCGGCUACUGGAAGCAGACCGACUUUCUCAAGGAAGUGAGCCGCACAGAGCCUACCACCUACUACGACUCCGUCACGGGCAAACCGCUGUUCCGCGCUCCGAUCGGCCGCUCCAUGGACGAAUUCCUGGCCGAGUCCAACCUGCACGGCUGGCCCUCCUUCCGCGACCAAGAGGUUGUGUGGGAGAACACGAGAGUGCUCAAGGACGGCGAGACGGUGUCCGUGACGGGGACGCACCUCGGUCACAACCUCCCGGACAGGGCUGGCAACAGGUACUGCAUCAACCUCGUCUCGAUCGCCGGCCGGCCGGGCGGCGCGCCCCAGUAGACCGCACGUUCGUCGUUUGUGGCAAAGCACUUCCCGCGCCUGUUUAGUAUGUCCGUAUGUGACACUGUGCCGACGGCAAGGUGGUCCGGAAGCAUUGCUGUGUGUCCGCGCGGAGUAGAGGGUGUGAGCUGUGACUGUGCCUCGGCGCCAGCGCGAGGCACAAGGGGCGGAGAAUGAUGAAUGCGGUCGUCCGGUG
Emiliania huxleyi CCMP1516 is the source of this 854-nucleotide messenger RNA. RefSeq lists its product as hypothetical. The transcript has a single exon. NCBI's taxonomy places the organism in Eukaryota, Haptophyta, Isochrysidales, Noelaerhabdaceae. The coding region runs from base 59 to 658 and encodes 199 amino acids. The record is from RefSeq and is a predicted model, not a curated record.